Podarcis raffonei (Aeolian wall lizard) is the source of this 3483-nucleotide messenger RNA. It is a transcript of the gene BBS7, whose product is annotated as Bardet-Biedl syndrome 7. Gene Ontology annotation, biological process: non-motile cilium assembly; intracellular protein localization; intracellular transport. Gene Ontology annotation, cellular component: ciliary basal body; BBSome; neuron projection. Gene Ontology annotation, molecular function: protein binding. The transcript has 16 exons. Bases 1515 to 3365 code for a protein of 616 amino acids. The record is from RefSeq and is a predicted model, not a curated record. Lineage: Eukaryota; Metazoa; Chordata; Lepidosauria; Squamata; Lacertidae.
CUCCUUAUUUGCCUUGAAUCUUAGCAUAAAUUUUAUUUGUGUAUGGUGAUAUAUAAAGGUCUAGUUUCCAUUCUGCACUUUUGCAACAGUAAUUUUGCCCUCAGCGGUGUGCGUACACAAGCACUGACUUUAAUGAAAGUCAUUAAAAUAAAAAACACAGAAAUUAGCUGAGUCAUUAAAAGCUAAUCAGUUUAAUUGAAAGAUAAGGUUGAAACAGUACAACACUUUAGCUGAUUCAUAAUUAAAUUAAAUCACAAAUCAAAUCUUCUUACCGUGUUUUCCAGAGUAAUAUCUGAACCUGUUGUGCAUAUUACUUUAAUCUGCUGUAAUUGAUGCAAACCAUAAGCUGGUUUGACAUAAUAAAGUAUUGAUAAUCUAAUUAAAUGCUGAUGUGCUGUACAAUCUGUUGCUUUAUUUUUAACCAAAUUUUGGUGCGUAUGAUUGAAAUUUAAGUGAUACAUUUUGUUAUAUAGUUGGAGUCAAAUAAUAGUUUUUAAGCAAGUUGAAAGAAUGAUAGCAGCAUUGUUAUCCUUGUUUGUUCGUAAAAAUCAUAGAAUUGUAGAGUUUGAAGGGACCACAAGAGUCAUCUAGUCCAACCCCUUGCAAUGCAGGAAUAUUUUGCGCAAUGUGGGACUCGAACCCACAACCUUGAGAUUAAGUGUCUCGUGCUCUUCCAACUGAGCUAUCCCAUUUGGGGAAAGCUGCAGAUCACUGGUUGAGUUCAUACCUUUCAUGCAAAAUGUCCAAAGGUCAAUCCCUGACAUCUCCAGGUAGGGCCGGGAGAGACCACUGCCCCUAACUCAGGAGAGCUACUGCUAGUCAGUGUCAACAGAUGGACUAUUAGUCUUUCUGUUUCCCAGUUAUGGUCUGAAGGCACAUGAAGCAACCAACUUGCUAUAGUUAAGUUGUUCUGGAGUUGGUCAGUACCUGAAUGGGACACCUCCUAGAAGCCACAUGUGUGGCACCUUGAAUUCCACCUUGAGUUCCAUGAUGGAAGAAAGGCAGAGUACAAAGAGACACAGAAAUCAGUAGGUUAGAACUUGGUGCUGAUAAUGCCAAGGUUGCAGAUUCGAUCCCCGUAUGGGACAUCUGCAUAUUCCUGCAUUGCAGGGGGUUUAACUAGAUGAUCCUCAGGUCCUUUCCAACUCUACAAUUCUAUGACGAAAUGUAAGAAGAUAAAACAUUUAAAAACAUGUUGUCUGGCCAAACAUAUCAAUUCAGUCAAACAAGAUCUGCACGUUUAUGGAUCACUACAGAACUUGUUUACCAACAGUUGAAUUGGUGUACGCAUCAUGGACAAUGAUACUUCUUUUAUGCAUCUUUCAGUUCCUGGAAAACUAUUAUCUGUCUCCAAAAAUAGAUUGGAAUCAUGGUAUUCUACAAUAAACUAAUUGAAUAAACAUGCUUCUUACUUGUACCAGUUUACAUUCAGAGCUACACUAGAAAUAUUUAGAAGCUUUAUUAAUUCUUACAUCCUUCCUCUGAAUAGUUGAAAGCAGUAUUUUAUCCCCCAAAUGACCAUGGGAAUAGGCUGGGAGAAAAUGACUUGCCAAAGGCAUAUAUCCGGAUCAGAUCUCUUUCUUGGUGCAAGCUAUGUCUAUAACCAUUACUGUGACUGUAAGGAUCAGCAUUACUACCUAUCAGGAGACAAAAUCAAUGAUGUUCUCUGCCUUCCAGUAGAGAAGUUGUCUUGCAUUACACCAGUAUUGGCAUGUCAAGAUAGAGUCGUUAGAGUUUUGCAGGGGUCAGAUUUGCUGUAUGAAAUGGAAGUUCCAGGUCCACCCACAGUUCUGACUUUGAACAAUGGAAAUGGUGGUGACUCUGGUGAAGAAGUUCUGUUUGGGACAUCUGAUGGUAAAAUUGGCCUAGUAGAGAUCUCUGGUGUUUCUCCAGUAGAAAAGUGGAAAAUUGAAAAUGAGAAAAAAAGAGGUGGCAUCUUAUGUAUGGAUAGCUUUGAUAUUUUGGGAGAUGGAGUUAAAGAAUUGAUCAUCGGUCGUGAUGAUGGAAUGUUAGAAAUUUAUAACUUUGAAUAUGCAAAAAGCCCUAUCCUUAGAUAUGAAUAUGCCUUGUCAGAAAGUGUCACAUCUGUUCAAGGUGGCUGUGUUGGGAAAGAGGGCUAUGAUGAGAUCAUAACAUCAACAUAUUCAGGGUGGGUGUCAGGACUGACUACGGAGCCUACCCACAGAGAAUGUGGAUCAGGGGAUGGCUUAAAGAUGACUCAUGAAAUGCAGAACAAGGUUUUGUCCUUAAGGAAUGAAUUGGAACAGCUACAGAUCAAGGUACUUCAUGAACGUGAAAAAUACCAGCAGUCCUCUCAGUCCAGCACUGCUGUGUCAGCAGUCCCAACCUUCAGCAUAAAUGAUAAGUUUACAUUAAAUAGAGAUGAUGCAAGCUACAGCCUUGUUUUAGAAGUCCAGGCAGCAAUUGAUACUGUCUUGCUUCAGUGUGAUGUUCCAAUAGAUCUAAAGGAUGUGGAUAAAAAUUCAGCUGUGGUUAGUGUUGUUGACUGCGAAUCAGAGCCAAAUGGCAACUUCCUCCUUGCCACAUAUCGCUGUCAAGUAAAUACCACAAGGUUGGAGCUUAAGAUUCUAUCAAUUGAAGGUCGGUAUGGGACUCUGCAAGCGUAUGUAACUCCAAGAGUUCAACCAAAAACCUGUCAGGUUCGGCAGUAUCAGAUUAAGCCACUUUCACUUCAUCAGAGGACGCAUUGUAUUGAUCGUGACAGACCCAUGAAUACACUAACCCUCAAAGGCCAGUUCAGCUUUGCUGAAGUUCACUCCUGGGUGGUGUUUUGCUUGCCUGAAGUUCCCGACAAGACACCAAUGGGGGAGAGUGUCAGCUUCUACUUUCAGAACACCUUUUUGGAUACACAACUUGAAUGUACUUACCGGAAAGGCGAGGGCUACUUCAAAUCUGACAAUAUAUCCACAAUAUCCAUUCUAAAGGAUGUGCUCUCUAAAGAAGCCACUAAAAGGAAAAUUAAUCUCAAUAUAUCAUGUGAUAUAAAUGAAGUAUCUGUGAACCACACCUUAAAGCUAAUCCACCCAAAAUUAGAAUAUCAGCUAAUGCUGGCUAAAAAGGUUGAACUGUUGGAUGCUUUAAAAGAAUUGCAGGCUCAUGAAGGAAAUACAGACUUCCUGGUUCCAGAGUACCGCAGCAUUUUGGAGGAGGCAGAGGAGCUGCUCAAAGAACACAAAAAACAACCUACAUCUCUUGAAAGACUUUAUGGUAUGAUUACAGAUCUGUUCAUAGAUAAAUUUAAAUUCAAAGGCACUAAUGUGAAAACGAAAGUUCCCCUUCUCCUGGAAAUUUUGGGAAGUUAUGAUCAAAAAGCAUUGAUUGCCUUUUUUGAUAGUGCUGCUUAAAUGAGAAGAAUUGGGCCAGCAAUCUGAAGAUAAAGUAGUGGACAUGGAAAAGGCAUAUUGGAUCUUCAUUUACCUCCAUUUUUAAAUAUAUGUUACUAUACUUUAUUUUAUUGAUUUA